This is a messenger RNA of Orbilia oligospora ATCC 24927, 915 nucleotides long. RefSeq lists its product as uncharacterized. Gene Ontology annotation, biological process: retrograde transport, endosome to Golgi; lysosomal transport; Golgi organization. Gene Ontology annotation, cellular component: EARP complex; GARP complex; membrane. The record is from RefSeq and is a predicted model, not a curated record. Lineage: Eukaryota; Fungi; Ascomycota; Orbiliomycetes; Orbiliales; Orbiliaceae. The transcript is spliced from 2 exons. Bases 1 to 915 code for a protein of 304 amino acids.
AUGACCUCCACCCCCACCAUUUCCAUAAACUCCCCUCCAACCUCCUCCCGACCCUCUCUAGACUCCUCAGUCGCCCACUCCCGCCUCUCCUCCGACUCCCUCCACUCCCUCGCCUCACUCCCAUCCCACGCGAGCACACCGCUAGCCGGGAACUCGAUCCGCCAACCCCCCGGCGGCGCAACCCAACGUCGCAACCGCUCUGCACUCCGAGAAUUCUAUGGUUUAAAACGACGGGACGAAGAGUCGCCUAAUCCCGGUGCUGUUACUCCUUCAUCCAUUCCUGGAGAUUUAGGCGACGGAGAUGGAUUAGGCAUUGGAAGUAGCACUACUACAGUGAAUACUAUUGCUGGGGAUAGUUAUUCUACACUUCUUCCCGCUUCGGAGCUAGACGGACCUGGGUUUGAUGCUAAGGGGUGUGUGGAUAGACUUGUGGGGUCGCAGGGAGUCAAGGCGUUAUUAAAAGUUGAGAAUGGGUUGGUUCAUGAUAUUAGAGGGUUUGAUGGGGAGAGGAAGAGUUUGGUUUAUGAUAAUUAUAAUAAGUUGAUUGCUGCUACUGAUACUAUCCGUAGUAUGAGAUCGAAUAUGGAACCACUCUCGCCAGCUACUACGACACUAUUACCCGCAAUAUCGCAUAUAGCAUCUGUUUCUUCAUCACUUGUGGAAAAUGUACACGCUCAUGAUCCCUCGACUACACCGGAAGCGAUGAGGAAGGAACGGUUGAGGAAGAAGCAGGAGGCGGUGAGGUAUAUCAUGGAAGCACCUGAGAGGAUGGAGAAACUUGUGAAGGAUGGGAGGAAAGAAGAAGCUGUGAAAGAGUGGGAAGUCGUUAAGGGGUAUGUGAAAAGGUGGAAGGGAGUGGAUGGGGAGGUUAAGGGGCUGUUAGAAAGGGGAGAAGAGGUGUUAAGUAGUAGGUGA